Athene cunicularia (burrowing owl) is the source of this 1343-nucleotide messenger RNA. RefSeq names its product ribonuclease P/MRP subunit p38 (gene RPP38). Lineage: Eukaryota; Metazoa; Chordata; Aves; Strigiformes; Strigidae. Bases 310 to 1161 code for a protein of 283 amino acids. The transcript has 2 exons. The record is from RefSeq and is a predicted model, not a curated record. Gene Ontology annotation, biological process: tRNA 5'-leader removal. Gene Ontology annotation, molecular function: ribonuclease P activity; ribonuclease P RNA binding. Gene Ontology annotation, cellular component: fibrillar center; nucleolar ribonuclease P complex; ribonuclease MRP complex.
GGCUGUGGGCCCGGCGGUGUGGCGGCGGGGCCGAGGGAGGCGGGUGGAACCGGGUGGAACCGGCUGCCCCGGGACCGGGGUGCGCGUCCUGCUGGAGACGUGCUUUAACCCGCGGCUCCUUCCUCUUGUCAGGAGCGGCUGGAGAUGCCCGGGAGAGCGAGCGAGUGAGUGAGCAGGCGGCCGGGGGGGGGCUUCUCUCCGGGGCGGUGCUUCCCCGCUUCUCCCUUCCGCAGGAAGUGAGGGGGGUGGGUCGUGGCACUGCGAAGUGGGGAAGCAUGGUAGGGUGGCAAAACACAAAAGAACCUCAGAAUGUCUGUGAUUCCACAAGGGACAGCAACACUUCGUAAAGCAAAGAAAAUCACUGUAAAAACAUGCCUAGAUAACCCCUUUCUUCUUCAGUGGAAAACCAUAGAUGGAGAAGAUAUGCAUUUUAUACUGCAGACCUUAGAAGAAAGGAUUAAACAUACUGGACUUAAAAAGAUUGAGGCUCCAAGAAAGAAAAAACGUUGCCUUACAAAAAAACAAAUGAAAAGGAAGUGUGAUACUAGCACCAACGAACUCCCUAAAGAAGAGGAAACAGAAGGCCAUCAACAGAAACCAGGAUGGACUGACAUAAGUAUUAGAAGACAGCUUGCUAUUGGGGUUAAUGAAGUUACAAAAGCAUUGGAAAAAAAUGAGCUACUUCUCUUGCUGGUGUGCAAAUCUGCAAAACCUGCCAUGAUCACAUCACAUCUUAUUCAGCUGAGUGCAAGUCGAGCCACACCAGCAGGCCAGGUUCCCCGUCUCAGUGAAACAGUUGCUCCACUUCUUGGCUUAACAUCCAUUUUAGCUCUAGGCUUUAAAAAACAGUCUGAUAAAUUUACUGAAGCAAUAGAAGCAAUAAUUCCAAAGAUACCAGCUUUGGAAGUGCCAUGGUUUCAGUACAGAACUGAAGAAUCUGUGGCUUACGUACAUACGGAUUCUUCAGAAAAUCAGGAACCCGAGCAGCUUGCAGAGGUACUGGGGGAUGAGCUCACGAGCCAGAAGCGGAAGCGUACAGAAAGCAAUCAGCUCGAUCUUUCAGAUAUAAUUUUACAGCCUUUGAAAAUCAAGAAACUUGUUCCAAAUCCAAAUAAGAUAAAGAAGCCACCUCGCAAAAAGAAAAAAGCCUUUUCAGCAUAACUAAUUUUAGUUUGGUUUGUCAUAUUAAACUGAUUUUUUUUUUUUUUUAAUGCGGCAUGGAGUACAUCUCUAACUAAACUAUUCUGUUAGGCUUUACAGUGCAAAGCACCUGAAUACAAGGUGAACUUUAUGUUGCAUCCAGCUGAGGUACUUUUCUGCUUUAAUAAAGACUAUUGCUCAAA